Messenger RNA from Aedes aegypti (yellow fever mosquito), 867 nucleotides. RefSeq lists its product as uncharacterized. The transcript has 4 exons. NCBI's taxonomy places the organism in Eukaryota, Metazoa, Arthropoda, Insecta, Diptera, Culicidae. Bases 135 to 812 code for a protein of 225 amino acids. The record is from RefSeq and is a predicted model, not a curated record.
UUACCGGCUGAUUGUUAUUGUUUACGUUGUUUGUUCGGACUCCGGCGCGUAAUUUGUUGAUCUGCGGUAAUCGAGUGCAAUUCCCUGGUAAGAAUCCGUGAUUCCGUGUCCGAUUGAGGUGAAUUCUAGCGAAAAUGAACGAAGCAUUCCGUGCAAUCGAUGCCAAAGGAAACCAGGACGAUGGAGAGGACGACGACGGUCUGGUUGAGAUGACGGAUUUUUACGAUCCGAUCGCGGCUUUACUGUCCAGCAUUGGCGGAGAGGCCGAAAAUCUCACCGAAGAGUUGAGGAAAUACGACAUCAAGUACGAGCAUCUGUCUGGAUUAUGCGAUGAGGAUCUCGUUGUGUUAGGGUUGAAGAGCAAAAAAAUCCGAGAGGAAGUGCUGGCUGAGAUUGCGGUUUUGCCAAAUCAGAUGGACCACUAUGACCAAGCCAUCAAAUCGCUCAACAUCCAGGAUUACGCCAGAGACAUUUUGACGAACGUUCAAUCGCACCUGGACAGCCUCUGUGCGCUUCUGACCCUAACCCAGCUGAAACUAUCUGCACAACACGUGGAAAACGUACAAAUAGAAAACGAUAAGUAUGCUUCGGAGGCAGCGGUGAGUAUUUGCGAAAAGCUAGCGAUGAAAAGUGGCGAGAUAGAGCAGUUCAUCAAAGAGUUGAAAAAGGGACGAUUCUCUCGGGAUAACAUUCGUUCGAAGCACAAGAGUAGUAAUAGAGCUGGUAGUCAUCUCAACAAAGUUUUGUUGGCCUCUCUAUUGAUCGGCUGUGCUUACUUCGGUUUCAGGAAUUUCAAGCAUUUAAUUAAGUAGACGUGCCAAAUGGUUAUGUACUUUCAAAUACAUUAUACGCUAAGUAACAAUCAAA